AAACAGUAAUUUCCAGGAUGUAAAAAGCAGCCGAAAACUAUUUGUAAGUAAUUUGAACAAAAUUAUUUUAGUAUGCUUGGUUAGAGUGACAAAACUUGGGAGAAGUUUCAAAAUUCACAAGACCUGUACGCUAUUGACAACUUCUUUCGGUCAACCGUUAAGGAUUCAAAAUUUUAAAUUUUGUUGACUUUUUUACCUCAAACAAUUAGAUUCGAUGGUUGAGAACCUACGAUUUUGAAUUUAGAAAGGGUUGGUUGAGGGCAUCAUAUUUGAAAACUUUUCUAUGUGAAGCUACUCUCUGCCCAUCCGGCUCUCAGUUUACCAAACGCUGGAUUCCGCCAUAUUCUCGAGUUAAUAAGAAAGUACUGUUGAAAUUGCUUUCUCUUUUAAAAAAAAUUUGAGCUAAGUCGCUCUUCUAUUAAAAGUAUAACCCGAUAAUUUAUUCUGCUCAGUUGACGAGUAGUUUUAUUGGUAUCUGAAAAGAUGAGACAAAAACGAGCAAAGACUUACAGAAAGUUGAUGCAUACGUAUCAACUUGUUUUCGGUUUUCGUGAGCCGUAUCAAGUUUUAGUUGAUUCUGAUUUUAUUUCGGAUUUGACAAAAUCAAAAAUGGACAUCACUGCUGCUAUCAAGAGAACAGUACAAGGAGAUAUUAAACCAAUGAUUACCCAGUGCUGCAUACGCCAACUUUACAGUCGGUCACAGGAAGCAAAACAAGAAAUCCAAAUUGCGAAAUCGUUUGAACGAAGACGUUGCGGCCAUAUUGAUGAAGCAAAGUCACCUUUAGAAUGCAUGCAGAGCUGUAUCAACGUCAACGGAAAGAACAAACACCGAUAUGUUGUUGCAACUCAAAAUACUGAACUUCGUGAUCACCUUCGCUCUGUACCUGGAGUACCACUUAUUUAUAUGAAGCGUUCUGUAGUAGUUUUAGAACCUGCUUCCAGAGCUACAAUGCUGGAAAAGCAUGCCAAGGAAUCUUCCCAGAUGGGUGUGUCGAAAGAAGAAAAGCAAAUUUUAUCUGGCAAAAGACCAGUUAGUGAAUCCGAAGGGGAAGAAACUGGUAAUGAAGCCACUGAAAAUACAGAGGAGCAACCGAAGAAGAAGAAGCGUAAAGGUCCUAAGGGACCCAAUCCUUUGAGUGUUAGAAAGAAAAAGUCGGCAUCACACCCUGCACCUCCUGAGGACUCUCCUCCGGUGAAUAUCAUCGGAGCUGUGGGUCAACGCAAGAGACAUCGUCGAAAGAGGCACUAGGGUGAUGCUAAUCAAAAUUAUAGAUUCGGGUUAUGUAUAUUCGUUUUAUUUAGUAUAUUUUUAAGGUAAUCUGGUACGGUAUAAAAGAAAAUUUUCAAGAGAUGUUGUAGAGAAAGAUCAAAUCUCUUCCAUAAAUCCCA
Molecule: messenger RNA, 1391 nt
Organism: Schizosaccharomyces octosporus yFS286
Lineage: Eukaryota; Fungi; Ascomycota; Schizosaccharomycetes; Schizosaccharomycetales; Schizosaccharomycetaceae
Product: rRNA processing protein
Exons: 3
Coding region: 484-1251 (255 amino acids)
Cellular component (GO): nucleolus; small-subunit processome
Molecular function (GO): small ribosomal subunit rRNA binding
Source: RefSeq, a predicted model, not a curated record